CCAGUCACUUGGCACCCAAGAACAGCAGCUUCGUUUCUCAUCUACUUCAGACAAAAGUUUAUGAGCUAUAAUUUAAAAGUAAUUGUGUGCACAACAAGGCAGUAAGAAAAACUUUCUGCUUAGCAGCCAUUUCGCGUUUACUUGCUGCCAAAGAGGUGCUACGGUCACACUGCCGCCUAGGACCAAACACAACACCAACACUGUUGCAUUCCAUUUACAGUUUAAACGGUGUUUUGUGCGCGUCGCUUUAAUUUCGGUUUGAUUGAAUUUAGCCAUUGAUGCGAUGGACACGCCAGGCCGCAAGCUGAGAAAUUUGCACAUGGAGAAUAUCCAGAACAGCAGCACGCCCAUCAACGUACCGCCCUCGCCGAUGCUGAAGACCCUGGGCCACGGCACUGGGAUCCGGGUAUAUCGCUUGGACCGCUCGCCCCGUCUCGGCGAAAUCCGUUCGCCAUGGGCCGUCAAGCGGAUCACGCAGAACAUGCGGGUCAAGAAGGACACGCUCUUCAACGAGCGGAUUGUCCACGAGGCCGAUAUCCUGCGCAAACUAAAGCAUCCAAAUAUCGUGGGAUUCCGAGGCGUUGUCACCAAUGACGAGGGCAUCAACACAUUGGCACUCGAAAUGUGCACCACUUCGCUGGGCUCCAUACUCGAGGAGCGACACGACGAGGAUCUCGGGCCGUUGCCGGCCAAAAAUACCUAUAAGAUGAUCAUGGACGUGGCCCUGGCACUAGAUUUUCUUCACAACAAAGCGAGUCUCCUGCACGGCGACCUCAAGUCCUUUAAUGUCCUGGUCAAGGGCGAGUUUGAGAUCUGUAAGCUGUGCGAUUUUGGAGUCUCUAUUCCUCUCGAUGAGCAGGGCGAGGUUAAUUUCCAAAAGAAUCCCGGACUGCGCUAUGUGGGAACUAGCCUCUGGUGCGCUCCGGAGGUUGUGGACGAAGUGGACGUCAUUGACAGCAAAGCAGACAUCUUCAGCUUUGGCCUGGUUAUCUACGAAACCCUUGCUCUGGUGCCUCCACAUACCUUGGAGCUGGACGCAGCACUUGGAGAGGAUAUGGACAAUUCCCACGAAUUACCCACCGACACGGAGAAGGUGCAACGCAAGAAGUUGGACUUCUCCAGCGAUGAAAGGAAAAACGGGUUACCUUCUGCAAUAGAAGAACAUACAGACAACGAUAUGAGUCACGACGACGAUGACGAGGAUGAUGAUGAGGAGGAGGAGGAGGAAGAAGAUGAUGACACCAAGGAGAACGACAUCUCCGACAUUACACUGAACAACCUUCAUUCCGCUUAUGGUACACGCCCACCAUUGCCAGUGGCCUUUCAGCUCAGCGACGAUUACAACUGCAUCGUGGAGCUGUUUUAUCUGUGCACAAAUGCUUUAAGCGAGGAUCGGCCAGCGGCCAAGACCAUUUGGCAGUGCCUGGAGAACAAUGCCGCAAAUGUUGCGACAGGAAGCGAUUAGACUGAUAAUCAUUCUCAGCCUCCGAAAUCCAUAAUUUUUGUCUUUAAUGUUAUUUGCUUAGAUGACUCAUUUUUGUUUUGAAUGUAAUGCUAUAAUUUCUACCCUGUAAGAAGAAACCAACUACGAUUAAAACCCCAAGUUCGCGAAUACACACUUGAACAAAUGUACAUAUUCAGCAAGCAGAAGAGUGGUCGAAUACCUAAUGAAACAAAAACUAUAUGGUUUCCAAUCUUUAAGAAUGAAUGCGAAAAGGCAAAAACUAAUGAAUAAACCGGUUUGCAGUUCGCAGUCUUAAAAAAGGAUCUAUGUAGGAUCUUGUUUGAUUAAAGUUCGGUUAAAAUAUUUGAACUGAUUUCUGUAAAAUAAGUAAGUCAAUAAAAUUGAAUUGAAAAGUAUUGCUUACAAAGGACUAAAUAAUGCGAGAACAAUAUAUAAUUUUGAACUUU
Messenger RNA from Drosophila erecta, 1911 nucleotides. Its product is annotated as lymphokine-activated killer T-cell-originated protein kinase. The record is from RefSeq and is a predicted model, not a curated record. Gene Ontology annotation, molecular function: ATP binding; protein kinase activity. Gene Ontology annotation, biological process: protein phosphorylation. The coding region runs from base 284 to 1465 and encodes 393 amino acids. Lineage: Eukaryota; Metazoa; Arthropoda; Insecta; Diptera; Drosophilidae. The transcript has 3 exons.